AUGUCGACCUGCAUGGUUGUGCUCGCCAUCGCGACUUCCGCGUCCCUUACCGUCCCGGACCUGGCUCAAAUCAUCGACCAGGCCAGUUUCAACUUCCUGCCCACCGUAACGCCCACAGACCUCACGAAUGACAGCCUGGUCUUUCAGCCGCCGGGGGUGCCUGAAGCCGACCUAGCGGCCAAGCCCUUUCACAUCUAUGACGAGGAGUUUCUCUCCAUCCUGGGCGACAACCCCACCUUGACACUGAUUGCGGAGAGUGCCUCAAAUCCCUUGUAUCAUGAGGCUGUCGUGUGGAACCCGCCGACGGACGAAGUCUUCUUCGUUCAGAGUGCUGGUGGCACAGGCUCCGGCACCGGCUUAAAUAAGUCUGCCAUUAUUCAAAAGAUCAGUGUGCCUCAGGCGGCAGCUGUCUCACAUCUUCGAAAUGCCUCUGGCCUGGUCAAUGUCACGGUCGUGCCCUCCACGCCUACUGUGAUCAACCCCAACGGAGGGACAUAUUACAAGGGCAAUCUUCUCUACGUUACAGAGGGCCAAGGCAAAAGUGUACCGCCCGCAUUGUACCUGAUGAAUCCGCAAGCGCCAUACAACACCACCAUCAUCCUGAACAACUAUUUCAACCGGCAAUUCAACUCGCUCAACGACAUCGCGGUCCACCCGGUCAACGGCGAGAUCUAUUUCACCGAUUCCCUCUACGGUUAUUUGCAAGACUUCCGACCAGCGCCUACCAUCCGGAAUCAAGUGUACCGCUUCAAUCCCAAGACUGGAGCCGUGUCAGUCGUGGCGGACGGCUUUGACUUGCCAAAUGGCUUGGUUUUCUCGCCAGAUGGGAGAUAUGCCUACGUGACGGACACGGGUGACAAGCAAGGGCUGCGCGGCACUGAUAGUCUCGCCCCCGCUACCAUAUAUCGGUAUAACGUCCAGGGUGAUGGUACGUUGGAGAAUCGGAAGGUCUUUGCUUUCGCAGGUUCCGGACAUCCCGAUGGCAUCCACUGCGACUCCAAGGGCAACGUAUGGUCUGGCUGCGGCGAUGGGGUCAACGUGUGGAGCCCCGCCGGGAAACUCCUGGGGAAGAUAUAUAUGGGCGGUUUCCGAACGGCGAACUUUCAAUUCGCCGGAAAGGGUUGCUUGAUUAUCACCGCCGAGACGCGCCUCUACUAUGCAACCCUGAGCGCGUCAGGAACUCGACUGACAUAGAGCCCUGCUUUGCCUGCACCAUGAAACCAUGAAAUUGAAGCCGGAACAGUGGGAGUUACUGAUGGAGCUUGGCCAACGCAUAGUAUGUACUAGGUAGGGGUAGGUGAAGGUGGAUACGCACCCUCUCUG
Messenger RNA from Aspergillus japonicus CBS 114.51, 1323 nucleotides. Its product is annotated as gluconolactonase. Lineage: Eukaryota; Fungi; Ascomycota; Eurotiomycetes; Eurotiales; Aspergillaceae. The coding region runs from base 1 to 1194 and encodes 397 amino acids. The transcript has 6 exons. The record is from RefSeq and is a predicted model, not a curated record.